AUGACAUCCCUAACCCCCAGACCUCCCUACACAGAAGAUGAACUCAAGACGCUAUACCCAGAGAAUCUACAACUGCAGCUAGUCCAGAUCCUCCUCCGUCAUGGAGAGCGUUCUCCCGUAUCCGUCCGUUUUCAGAAUACCGGACUACCCGCUUUCUGGCCCUACUGCAGCGCCGUCCGCCAGCUCAAGUCCGCCGUGCUAGACCGUCAUACCGGCCAGUUCUCCACUUUCGAGUGGAAGCGCCGUCUCGAGGCAUUCGGUCCCAAUGACGAACCCGUACUAGCCCAGGGCCCCGCUGGUGAACUUGACGGCGUGUGCGAAAUGGGUAUGUUGACUGAUCGCGGCCGCGAGACCACCUUCGACCUUGGUACUCGUCUCCGUACUCUCUACGUCGACCAGUUGCGCUUCCUGCCUCCAGUCUUGCUCAAUGCCGAUAGCCUGUACCUGCGAGCAACGCCGAUCCCGAGAGCGUUGGAUUCCGUUCAGGAGACGUUCACGGGUUUAUAUCCUUCGCAUACGCGGGCUCCUAAGUUCCCGCCCCCAGCUAUCCUAACGCGCGCCCAGGGCGAUGAGACCCUAUUCCCUAACGACAGCAACUGUAGGCGUUUCGCGGCGUUAUCACGGGCUUUUGCCCAACGUAGCGCCGAGCGCUGGAACGACACGGAGGAAAUGGCGUACCUGAACAAGCUGUACGGAAAAUGGAUGCCGGAGGAUUCGCCGCGUGUGGCUGUCGACGGACGGCCACGUCUAAGUGGUAUCAUGGACACGAUCAACUCGACGCUAGCGCAUGGACCAGAGACAAGGUUGCCUAAGGAAUUCUACGAUCCGAAGGGGCGCGAGAUUAUCGAGAAAGUCGGUGUCGAGGAGUGGUUCGCCGGGUAUAAAGAGAGUCAAGAGUACCGGGCACUGGGAAUUGGAGGUUUAUUAGGUGAUGUGGUCGGCCGCAUGGUAGGUAGCGCCGAGCGCUCGACUGCCGACGGAGAGUACGAGGUAGCACGGAAGCUAGAGAGUGGCCCCGUAAUAGAAGGUAAAGGCGCCACGCCCAUCAGAUUCGGACUGAGCGGAUGCCAUGAUACGACUCUCGCCGCCGUAUUAGCUAGCCUAGGAGCAUACGAGAGCGGCAAGUGGCCCCCUUACACGAGCCACAUCGCUAUCGAGAUGUUCCGGAAAGCAGAUUCCGCCCGUUCCAAAUCAGCAAACCCGUAUCAGCAGGGCGCGGCGACGAUACCCUCGGCAGAAACCGGUCCCGCCCAAGCUAGCAAGCCCGGCUGGUUCGGCUCGCUAUUCUCGUCGACCCGCGCGAAGCCCGGCAGUCCACCCCCGGGUAUCGGUCGCAAGCGGAGCGAAGAGUUGUCAACCGAGGAGAGGGCGAAGCUGGAAGAGUACUAUGUGCGGAUACGAUAUAAUGACGAGAUUGUCACAGUGCCGGGCUGUAAAGCCUCGGGCAAGCAUCUCGAGGGUGACGAGAGCUUCUGCACGCUGACCGCAUUUAAAGCCAUCGUCGACAAAUUCGUCCCGCGCAAUUGGAAGCAACAGUGUAGGACUAACAUCCGGGGUCCUGCGUUCCCGGAGAAGCCCGAGCCGGCCGGCUAUUAA
Daldinia childiae is the source of this 1596-nucleotide messenger RNA. RefSeq names its product putative acid phosphatase SPBC4.06. The record is from RefSeq and is a predicted model, not a curated record. The transcript has 2 exons. Gene Ontology annotation, molecular function: phosphatase activity. Gene Ontology annotation, biological process: dephosphorylation. NCBI's taxonomy places the organism in Eukaryota, Fungi, Ascomycota, Sordariomycetes, Xylariales, Hypoxylaceae. Bases 1 to 1596 code for a protein of 531 amino acids.